Messenger RNA from Adineta steineri, 1692 nucleotides. The record is from the annotation of a GenBank genome assembly. Lineage: Eukaryota; Metazoa; Rotifera; Eurotatoria; Adinetida; Adinetidae.
AUGUCCUUACUUAUAUUUCCUGAUGAAAUUCUUCUUGAUAUAUUUGAUUAUUUAUAUUUCUCUGAAAUAAUCUAUUCAUUUUAUGAAUUAAUGCGUCAUAAUCAACGAAUAUAUGAUUUAAUUCAUACACGUCUUCAUACAAUAAAUAUAUCAAAAAUUGAUUUACGUUUUAUGACAAAAUCACAAUUUCAUUAUAUAUGUUGUUAUAUAAAAUCUCAAAAUAAUUUACAUGAAAAUAUUCAAAAUUUAAUAUUAUCAAAUCAAUAUUCAUUCGGACAAAUCCGUUCAUUGAUAAGUCAUAUAUCAUUUGAUCAAAUAAAGAAUUUAAAAAAAUUACAUUUAAUUCAACCAGCAUUAGAUGAAUAUCAUAUAUUAUUUCCAACGAAACCAUCUCAAUUAACUCAUUUAAUAUUAGAAAAUCCUGAAUGUAAUGAUAAUGAUCGUAUUAUUCUUAUUGAUGAAAUGGAAGAAUUAAUCGAAUUAAAUAUUAUAUCAGAAUAUUCAAUUCAAUUUCGUUCACAGUAUCCACGAUUAGAAAAAUUAAUCCUAAGUCAAAUAAAUUUAAUUGAUUUAAUUGGUUUUCGAACAUUUUUUCCUAAUUUACAUUAUCUUGAUAUAACAUUAACUGGUACAGAUAUAGAUUUCGAUCAAAUAUCUAUACCACUAUUAACUGUAUUAAAAUUACGUAGUUUUAAUGUUCAACAUGAUAUAUGUGAGAAUUUUUUAUUAAAUUUACCACAAUUAAGAGAAUUAUAUUAUUCAAAUGAAAUUGAUUGUAAUAAUAUAUCUCUUAUUGAUGGUUAUCGAUGUCAAAAAUUUAUUGAACAAUUACCAUUAUUAGAACAAUUAGAAUUAAAUUUAUAUUUAUUAAAUACACAAUCAACGGAUAUUUGUGAAAUAGCAGGUUCAUUUCAAAAUUCAUAUUAUCUUUCGAAAAAUUGGAAUAUUGUUUGUGAAUCAUCAUUAAAUUCAAAUAAUUUUCAUAUUUAUUCUGUACCAAUGUUAUCAUUUAAUAUACUUGAUACAACAAGUGAUAGUCUAGUUUCUUCAGCUGUAUUACCUGUUGAUGAUCCAUAUGCUAAUAUAAAUUAUUUAAAAGUAAAUAUGACAUCAAAUUGGCCAUUAGUAACAAGAUUUUUUUCAAAUAUUCAAUCACUUGAAUUAUCUCAAUUAAAUCAUUCAAAAAUGAUUCCAACAUUUUCUAUAUUAUCUUAUUUAAAUAAAUCAAUGUUUUUAUCAAAACUUCGUAAAUUAAUUUUACCAACACCAUGUCAUUUUGAUGAUACACUUUUAUGUCAUCUUUUACAACAAAGUGCACCAAAUAUAACUAAUCUUGAUAUAUCAUGUCAUUAUUUACUUCAUUUAAUAAAAGAAAAUAAAUUACAAUCACCAUUACCAAUACGUACACUUACAUUACGUGAUAAUCAUCUUUCAUUAAAUGAUCAAACUAUAUUUAUUGAUUUUUUUAAAUCAUCUUUAAAUUGUUUAUCAUUAUAUUUACAAAAUGAUAAUUCAUUAUCUGAAACAAUAAAAUUAUUUCUCGAUCAAUUUCAAUCUUUAUAUAGUUUGGAUAUAUUACUCAAUGAUCCUAUAUCAAUGUUAAUACAUGUACAACUUUGUCAAAUGUUACAACAACGUUCAGAUGCUAGUGCUGAACUUCGACCAACAAAUAUUCGAAUUUGGCAAAAUUAA